Sander lucioperca (pikeperch) is the source of this 1172-nucleotide messenger RNA. RefSeq lists its product as uncharacterized. The record is from RefSeq and is a predicted model, not a curated record. The transcript has 5 exons. Gene Ontology annotation, biological process: signal transduction. NCBI's taxonomy places the organism in Eukaryota, Metazoa, Chordata, Actinopteri, Perciformes, Percidae. Bases 204 to 1097 code for a protein of 297 amino acids.
UCAUGUAGCCUCCCAUUGGUGCUUGCAAGCAUUGUUACCAAGCAACAGAUGUAACCUUAGCUGUAUAGCAGAGUAAACAAGCAGCAUAGCUACCAAGUCUCCCUUUGUCUGGGUCAGUUUGUUCAGUAACUCCACAAACCCCACCACAGAAGCUUCCAAUACAGGAUUGUUUUCUUACAGAGUUGAGUGAAAGAGAGCUAAAAAUGCCAUCUCAUGUUAUGCUCUCCUACCAGUGGGAUGACCAGGCUCUGGUGAAAAAGAUAUACAACCGCCUUAAAGAGGAUGGUCUGCCAGUGUGGAUGGAUAUCGAAGGAGGGGUGACAGGGAACAUAAACGACUCGAUGGCUGCAGGUGUGGAGGAGGCUUGUGUGAUUUGUCCGUUCAUGACUCCAGCUUACCAGGCGUCCCGCAGCUGUAAGAAAGAGCUCAACUAUGCAGACAGCAGGGAGGUCAUGAUCGUGCCGGUGAUGCUGGCCAACGACUGGGAGGCCAGUGAGUGGCUGGGGCUGAUCACUGCAGGCCUGCUGUGGGUGGACUUCAGAAAUGCAGAGAAUGAUGAGGAGCACUUUGAGAUGUGUCUCAGGUCUCUGGAGGAGGAGAUCGUGUUUAACGCCGGUCACCUCCUGGAAGUUGAAGAACCUGCAAGAGAGGAGGUGGAUCUGCCAGAACCAUCAAAACCCCGUCUGAAGAAGAAACCAGGACGAGGGUUUCGCCAUGCGCUCUCAGACCUCUACAUCCAUGACUUAGGUGAGCAAGAUGAGCAGCCAACCGGUGACACCAGAAACACAGUGGAGCUCAAUGAGACACUUGGAGAUCAAUGUUACUGGGUGGAGAUUAAGGGUGACGGCUGUAAGUACUACAGGAACGCGGUCACCGACAGAUACCUGGGGUUUGACCCCAGCAGUGAGCAGGUCCUCUCUGCGGCCAGUCCGUCUGUGUCUGAAGAGUGGCUGCUGUUGGUGGAUCAGACGGACCAGAGCUAUCAGAGAGCCGUCGUCAUCAAGAACAAACACUCGGGGAGGUUCCUGGCAGUCCAAAAUGGCCACUUCAUUGGACUAAUGUCGUACAAUGAAGACUGCAAAUGGUUUUUAGAAUAAAACGAGACAAUUUAACUGCAUUUCAGAAUGUGGUUGCUUCUGUCAAAGACACAUUAGUUCUAAUAAAAAAAAAAA